UUCAGAGUCCCGGCUUGCUAAACUUUCAUACCAAACUAAAAAUUAUCGCGGUAAAAGGUGUAAUUAUCAACAGUUGGUUACCUGCAUGUGUAAGCUAUUGCGCUCGGUUUUGUAAACGUUUGUCAUGCUACAUAAAUUCGCAAUAUGGUUCAUUUUCAUCCGAGUUGUUGCAUUUCAAAUGAGAGCUGGAGCUUCCAAAUACGAAGAAUUCAAAGUUAAUUGGUGUCGCCAGCGAAAAUGGCGACUGGAUUGGGAACGUCUGCAGAAACCUUGUCAGAACCUUAAUUAUAGAAGACACGAUGGACAACAAUAUCAAAGGUUGAAAACGUCUCCUGAACACAGUGAAAUAUUUGAUUUACAAAUCCGGCCCGCAGGGGAAUAUAGUCGGUUUUUCGUCCAGUCCCGCACGCAUACUGCUCAGCGGAAGACAUUCGGAGGGGACUCGUGGAGAGUGUACAUUGAAGGGCCCUCACACCUUGCAGGGACCGUGUUUGAUCACAAUAAUGGAGUAUACGAGGUUUUGUUUCUUAUCAUGGAGCCUGGAGAGUAUAAAAUCAAAAUGAUUCUGGAUUAUACAUUGUGUGAUGGAUUAAUUGAUCCUCCAAUGGACUGGUUUAAAAAUGCUCACUGCUCGGGAAAGUUACACAAUGUUUCCCUUGGCAAGAAUCUCUUCUCAGAAAUGACUGGAUAUAUCAACAAACCUCUGUUGUCUGCUAAAACCAAAAAACUUACCAUCCCAUGGCAACGCCUCACAACCAUAGAGAUUCAGAAAAACAUGCGCCAAGCAGACAGAGAGUGUGAUAUUCAGUGUAACCUGGUGUGGGAUGGCUUUGGUAGAUGGGUGACUGGUUACAAAUGGCUACCGUACAUGAAUUUUACAGGAGAAGAUUUCUCAUCUUUGCAAAACAAAUAUAAACGCCAACACGAUCAUGCGGUUGGUAAAGGCGUAUUCUGGGUCUAUGGUGAUUCGCUGAGCUAUUACUUCUACGAAUCACUCAAUUUUCCCAUGUCGCAAAGCUUGUGCUUUAAAAUAUUUGAGAAAUGCAAUAACACGUAUAACUGGAUAUACCCAAAGACACUUUACGAAUUGACAGAAACAUGCGCUGAGGUCAACUUGCAAGUUCCCAGAGUUUUAGGCUUUUUCCGUCAAGUGCUCCUUAGGAAAGAUAUGGACAAAGACAGCGCACUGUUGUUAAAUGCUGGAGCUCACUAUGUCAAGACGACAAGUUUCAAAAGUUAUAAAGAGGUAAUCACAGCACUGAUAACCGAAAUGAAGAGACUGUACAAGGGCAAAGCUAUCUGGAAAUCGACCACAGCAAUCGAUGCUCAAUCCGCUGACAUUAUGGGCGCCUUCCGCAGAUUUACGACAAAUCACAGGAUCCAAUUGUACAAUGCGUUUGCCAACUCAGCCAUGUGUGCAGGUGGUAUAAGUGUUCUUGAUGUAUAUCCUAUUAGCGCCUCAUAUCCACCAGGAACGAAGGAUGGGAUACAUUACGACAGUGAAACAUUUUAUCCGGUCAUAGAGCAAUUGGAAAAAUACUUCUCGUUGUCUCAGUUAACAUGACCGUGAAGAGUCUAU
Molecule: messenger RNA, 1579 nt
Organism: Pocillopora verrucosa
Lineage: Eukaryota; Metazoa; Cnidaria; Anthozoa; Scleractinia; Pocilloporidae
Source: RefSeq, a predicted model, not a curated record